Arachis duranensis is the source of this 2280-nucleotide messenger RNA. RefSeq names its product protein phosphatase PP2A regulatory subunit A. The record is from RefSeq and is a predicted model, not a curated record. Bases 200 to 1966 code for a protein of 588 amino acids. The transcript is spliced from 13 exons. Gene Ontology annotation, cellular component: protein phosphatase type 2A complex; cytoplasm. Lineage: Eukaryota; Viridiplantae; Streptophyta; Magnoliopsida; Fabales; Fabaceae. Gene Ontology annotation, biological process: protein dephosphorylation. Gene Ontology annotation, molecular function: protein phosphatase regulator activity; protein binding.
CAGUUAUACCGUCGAAAAUGGUGAUUUUCCAGCCAAAGUUAUAAUAACAACUCUCUCUCUCUCUCUCUCUCUCUCUCUCUCUCCAAACACCGGAUCCCCCCUUCUCAUUUCUCAAUUCUCUCCCGUUUCCCCCAGCCACGUCCAUCUCCAACCCUAACAAUCUCAAGAUUCUUUGAGGAUCUGGUGGUGCCGAGCGAAGAUGGCGGCUAUGGUGGAUCAACCUCUGUAUCCGAUCGCGGUUCUCAUCGACGAGCUGAAGAACGAGGACAUUCAGCUGAGGCUGAACUCGAUCCGGAGGCUCUCGACGAUCGCGCGCGCUCUCGGUGAGGAGAGGACCAGGAAGGAGCUGAUCCCUUUCCUCAGCGAGAACAAUGACGACGACGAUGAGGUCCUCCUCGCCAUGGCCGAGGAGCUUGGCGUCUUCGUACCCUACGUCGGAGGCGUGGAGUACGCCAACGUCCUGUUGCCACCGUUGGAAACCCUAUGCACCGUUGAGGAAACUUGUGUUAGGGACAAAUCUGUGGAGUCUCUGUGUAGGAUUGGUGCUCAGAUGAAGGAACAACACUUGGUUGAGCACUUCAUUCCUUUAGUUAAGAGGUUGGCUGCUGGUGAGUGGUUCACAGCACGAGUUUCCUCGUGUGGCUUGUUUCAUAUUGCUUACCCUAGUGCACCGGAGGCAAUGAAAACUGAACUGAGGACAAUAUAUGGUCAGCUGUGUCAAGAUGAUAUGCCAAUGGUUAGGAGAUCUGCUGCCACAAACCUUGGAAAGUUUGCUGCCACUGUUGAACCUGCUCACUUGAAAACAGAUAUCAUGUCUGUAUUUGAGGACCUCACACAUGAUGAUCAAGAUUCAGUUCGGCUACUUGCUGUUGAGGGCUGUGCAGCUCUUGGGAAAUUGUUGGAGCUUCAAGAUUGUGUUGCACAUAUUCUUCCUGUGAUAGUCAAUUUCUCUCAGGAUAAGUCAUGGCGUGUGCGUUACAUGGUUGCUAAUCAAUUAUAUGAGCUAUGUGAAGCUGUUGGUCCUGAACCCACCAGGUCAGAGUUGGUUCCUGCAUAUGUGCGCUUACUGCGUGAUAAUGAGGCUGAAGUACGUAUUGCUGCUGCUGGAAAAGUGACUAAAUUUUCCCGAAUAUUAAGUCCUGAACUUGCCAUUCAGCAUAUUCUACCUUGUGUGAAGGAGUUAUCGACAGAUUCAAGUCAACAUGUUCGCUCUGCCUUGGCUUCCGUUAUAAUGGGAAUGGCACCAGUGUUAGGGAAGGAUGCAACAAUUGAGCAACUUCUUCCUAUCUUCCUUUCUCUUUUGAAAGAUGAGUUUCCUGAUGUUAGGUUAAACAUUAUUAGCAAGCUUGAUCAAGUGAACCAGGUUAUCGGUAUUGACCUGUUAUCUCAAUCCCUGUUGCCAGCUAUCGUUGAACUCGCUGAGGAUCGGCACUGGAGAGUUCGACUUGCAAUCAUAGAAUAUAUACCCUUACUAGCAAGUCAGCUGGGUGUAGGCUUUUUUGAUGAUAAGCUUGGAGCUCUUUGCAUGCAGUGGCUAAAGGACAAGGUAUAUUCAAUUCGUGAUGCAGCUGCUAAUAAUGUAAAACGCUUAGCAGAAGAAUUUGGACCAGAGUGGGCAAUGCAGCAUAUCAUUCCCCAGGUUUUGGACAUGAUUAAUGAUCCGCAUUAUCUGUAUCGGAUGACUAUUCUGCAUGCUAUUUCACUCCUAGCUCCUGUUCUAGGCACAGAAAUCACUACUUCAAAACUUCUUCCCCUGGUCAUUAAUGCAUCUAAAGAUAGGGUACCCAAUAUCAAAUUCAAUGUAGCUAAAGUGUUGCAAUCUCUCAUUCCAAUUGUUGAUGAGUCGGUUGCUGAGAGCACCAUCCGUCCCUGUUUGGUUGAGCUCAGUGAGGAUCCAGAUGUUGAUGUGAGGUUUUUCGCCUCUCAAGCAUUGCAAUCUAAUGAUCAAGUCCAGAUGUCCAGCUAGAUCAAUCAGCAUUUUAUAUUUAGAUUUUGUUUUUUUACCCUUCUCCUAUAAUUUUUUACAAUUUCUUACUAGAUUGGCAUGGCCAGCUUCUUGAUUCCUUUGUAUCACAUCUCUGUUGUUGAGAUCGUAUUUUUAAUUUGUUGUAUCUGAUAUCUAUACUACCAGGUUCUUUGUAGUAAUGGAACAUUGUCCGGAAGUAAGAUGGUUGAAUUUUGACGUACAAUCACUAAUUUUAUCAUGCCACACUAGGUGAUCAUUUUGUAUGAACUUUCAUGAUUUCCAAUACUAUGAAUAUAUUUAAAUUCUGCAUAAAA